Salvia miltiorrhiza (redroot sage) is the source of this 1465-nucleotide messenger RNA. RefSeq names its product peroxisomal adenine nucleotide carrier 1-like. Gene Ontology annotation, molecular function: ADP transmembrane transporter activity; ATP transmembrane transporter activity. The record is from RefSeq and is a predicted model, not a curated record. NCBI's taxonomy places the organism in Eukaryota, Viridiplantae, Streptophyta, Magnoliopsida, Lamiales, Lamiaceae. The transcript has 5 exons. Gene Ontology annotation, cellular component: peroxisomal membrane. Gene Ontology annotation, biological process: ATP transport; fatty acid beta-oxidation; ADP transport. Bases 297 to 1241 code for a protein of 314 amino acids.
ACGUGUAAAACAGUCUUAAAUAGCAAUCUAGCAUCAGUUGUUAUUACACAACCGCAACGCAACGCAACGCAACGCAACGCGCCCAUUCCUCACACGUUUCCCAACGCGAUUGCUCCGACCAAAAUCUCGGACCCACCUACGCAGCUAUCUCCCAAAUCCCGGCCGCCGCCGCCGCCCCAUUUAUUGAUUUAAGCUUCCCUGUUUGUUCAGUUUCAGCGAUUCAUCUGCUAAGUUGUUGCAGUGCGUCGCAUGAAAAAAAAAGGUGCAAUCUUGAAAUAGAAUCUUGAAAAUAAAAAAUGGAGUCUUUGGUGGAGGCGACAUCAGGUGCGGUGGGUUCACUGCUCAGCACCACCAUUCUGUACCCGCUUGACACUUGCAAGACUAAAUAUCAAGCUGAAAAUCGAGCCCAUCAUCACCAAAAAUAUAGGAACAUCUCGGAUGUCCUCUGGGAGGCGAUAUCUACGCGCCAGGUUCUCUCGUUGUACCAGGGGUUGGGAACGAAGAAUUUCCAGUCCUUCAUCUCGCAGUUCAUCUAUUUCUAUGGAUACAGCUUCUUGAAGAGGCUUUAUUUGAAGAAGAGUGGAUUCAAAUCUAUUGGGACUAAGGCUAACUUGGUCAUAGCAGCAGCUGCUGGCGCCUGCACAGUUGUAGUCACACAGCCUCUGGACACAGCAUCCUCGAAGAUGCAAACGUGCGAGUUUGGGAAAUCCAAAGGGCUGUGGGAGUCCCUCUCGGAGAGCACGUGGAGCGAGUCGUUUGAUGGCCUAGGCAUCUCCCUUCUCCUCACUUCAAACCCCUCCAUUCAGUACACGGCCUUCGAUCAGUUGAAGAGCAGGCUGUUGAAGGAGAAGACGAGGAAAAGGGGAGGCGAGGCAGCAGCAUCGCCUUCCCCAGAAGCCCUCUCUGCAUUCUCGGCCUUCAUGUUGGGGGCCGUCUCAAAGUGCAUCGCCACCUGCAUAACGUACCCUGCUAUAAGGUGCAAAGUGGUGAUUCAGUCGGCCGAGGCUGAUGAAACAAAGGAUAAAUCGCGUAAAACUGUGCCGGGUGCACUGCGUUCGAUCUGGGAGAAGGAAGGGAUACUCGGAUUCUUCAAAGGCCUGCAAGCACAGAUCCUCAAGACAGUCCUGAGCUCGGCACUGCUGCUGAUGAUAAAGGAGAAGAUCACAAAAUCGACGUGGAUCACAAUGCUCGCGCUGAAAAGGUUCAUCCUCGUGACAAGAAGCCGGUUGAAGAGCUCCUGAGACGAGCCUCAGUCGUGCCCGACACGCAGCUGGAUAUGCAGGAUCAUGAACUAGACAGCUUGAUGCUACCUUUUCUUGCCAUAGAGAGAGAAUAUGCCAAGUGAUGGUUAUAGUUUAUAUAGUAGAAUUGGAUUGAACAAAUUUUGUCCUCUUCAAGAAGAGGUGCAUUUUCAUCGAUGUUGUAUGCAGAUUUCAGUAAUAAAAAAAUUGUUUUUGUGAUUAAA